GGAGUAAAUUCUUAAAAUAAAAAAAGGUGUUAUCUCACAGAAUAUUUUAUGCAGUACUACGAAGCUAAAACCAUUCAAUUCUGUGUUAUAAAUAUCACAAUAACUUAAACACUUGAAAAUUCUUUUGAAUUAAAACCAUUGUAAGUACUAUACGAUCCUCUUGUUGAUUUUAUAAAAGCUUGUCAUAAUAAACCGAUUAAACUCGGUUGUAAAGUUUUAAGAUUAUUACAGCGUAGCUGGAAAGUAAUGUUGUAUAUUUAAAACUUGUGUUUGACGAUUAUAAAUAUAUCUAUCUAUGAUGAAGGUGAAAAGACUAAAUAAAAAAACUACAGAUCAAGAAAACAAGGGUUUAUUAAUACCAAGUAGCAUGGAUAACAAUCCAGACGAAGAGAAUUCUUUAAAAUAUUUGACGAAAGUGCAGGAUAGUCCUAACCGUGGAGUAGUACCGGUGACACAACAAACUAAUUCGGCUCAAGAUACAGCCCACCACGCUUUUUUGGAUGGAUAUCCUUACCAUGAGCACUCGGAUCGGAUUCUUAUUCAUAAGAAGAAACAAAGAGAUGCUCUGUGGAAGGAGCCUUUUAAUUUUAAACUUCUUUGUAAAGAAAUCCGAAAGACUGAAGCAGCCUGGAAGAUGUUAUUCUGGAUUGGCAUCAUAUUUGCUUUUGCCGCCAUCAUCGUUGCAUUUGUAAAAGAAGAAUUCGAAGGCAAAGACGAGGAACUCAUUUUGCAUUUGAGCAUAUCUGAAUUGGGUCUUGCUUCAAUAUCCAUUCUGGUGUCGCUGAUAAAGCAUUGUCUGAAAUACAACUCAGUGAUCGAAUUACAAAAACGGAUCAAAACAAAGGAAAAAAACAAAGACGAUCUCGAGCAAACCAACAAUAGAAGAAAACUAUAUCUUGCACUUGCUUUCACCUGGUUCGGUUUUGUAUUAUUCCUUUUGAUUGGUUUUUUAAUAAUGCAUUUUUUAAACAAGGACAGUCACAAGGAAUUGCAGUAUACCAAAUACACGACUGUGAUGGCUUUAUUUGUUACUGUGAUUCUUGACGGAGUAAUCAACGACAUUGUCAGCAAUGCCUAUUCGAUAGCAAAAGCUGAUCAAUACAGACUGCUUAUACACCAAUUAAGUUUGGAAUUAAGAAUUGACCAUAGCGGUUCCAGUGAAAGAAUCAAAGACAUUGAGAAUUUUCUGGCAGCUUCAGAGAUAUUUUCAGUUCACGAUAAAUCCCAUUUUAUUAGAGUGGAAACGGUACUUUUAAAUGGUGAAAUUAGCAACGAGCAUGUUGUUUCUAAUAAGAAAAAAGAAGUGAUUAUUUUGGAUCCGCGUGAAAAAAAAGAGAACAGAAGCGAUGGAUUGCAUAUGGAAGAGAUACAACACUUGGAUAAAGAUUCUGCACCGAACGAAGCUGAAGUUGAAGAUGGCGCUGAAGAUAUACUUUUAAACAUGGAAACCAGAUCAGAAGCUGGAUUUGUUGUUGUCGAUAUCGAUAAUUUAAACGAAAGUAAAGAAAAUAUUGCUUCCGAAGAAGCCUAAUGUUUACAACUAAGUGUAUAGAUAUGAUGGUCUGUAAUAAUGUUAAUGCUGCUAUACGAAAACACUUUCUGGUUACAGGAUUCUGUUUCAGUAUGAGAGUCAUCUGAUUCAUGCGAUUAGAAGGCAGUUUGAGAUUUUUAUCUCAAUAUGUGAGAUAUGCACCUAAAUUACAUGAGCGUAACGAUGGCGUGUCUCUGUGUGUGUUUGUGGAGAAAAACUUUUGUAAUUUUUUCAGGUUGUGUGAGACAUUCAACGUUUUAGUCCAUUUAAUUACAUAGUAAUUAUUGUGUAGUUUGCUAUACAUUUUUUUUAAAAAAAGAUGUAAUUUUUUUUUAAAUUUACAUAUUAUCCAA
Molecule: messenger RNA, 1884 nt
Organism: Hydractinia symbiolongicarpus
Lineage: Eukaryota; Metazoa; Cnidaria; Hydrozoa; Anthoathecata; Hydractiniidae
Exons: 3
Coding region: 296-1531 (411 amino acids)
Source: RefSeq, a predicted model, not a curated record